This is a messenger RNA of Sporothrix brasiliensis 5110, 1260 nucleotides long. RefSeq names its product FAD-binding protein domain containing protein. The record is from RefSeq and is a predicted model, not a curated record. The coding region runs from base 1 to 1260 and encodes 419 amino acids. The transcript is spliced from 2 exons. NCBI's taxonomy places the organism in Eukaryota, Fungi, Ascomycota, Sordariomycetes, Ophiostomatales, Ophiostomataceae.
AUGGCUUCAACCGGGCCUGGUUCCAAGGUGGCUAUUGUGGGGUCCGGCCUGACCGGCCUCCUCGCUGCUCACGGCUUGAAGAAGAAUGGCUUUGACGUCGCUAUCUUUGAUAGCGAGACGCAUAUUGACGCCCGCACCCGCGACUGGACCAUUGUCCUGCACUGGGCGUUGCCCGUCAUGCAGGCUCUGCUUCCUGACGAUGUUGCCGCGAAACUACCGCGCGCCAUUUGUAACCCCAACCUAGAGUUUGACGCCAAUGCCGAAAGCUUUCCUGUGUACAACGGCGUGACUGGUGGUCUGAUGUUUGCCAGCCCCAUGCCCGGGUCGCGCCGCAUUUCGCGCCAACGCCUACGCAGUGUCUUAGCCGAGGGGCUCGAUAUCCAAUGGGACAAGAAACUCCAGAACAUCGCCAGAAACAGCAAUGAAAGCAAAAACUCUCCCGCGGCCCUGACGCUUGCUUUUGAAGACGGCUCUACCUUCGCCGCGGACUUUGUUCUGGGAGCAGAUGGUGCACACUCCCGCGUACGCGAGAUCGUCGUCGACGAUGCCGAAAAGGCCCGCAGCACGCUGUCUGGUCUGCUAUUUGCCACGGCCAUCGUCAACUACGGCGAUGCCGCCAAAGUCAAGACUGUCACCGACGCGCACCCAGUUGCCGCUGCCGCGAUGGGAACCGACGCCGUUGGCGGGUGUGGUGUGCUGUACGUUAACGAUGGCUCCGACGGCGCCGCUGUGCGAGACCCCGCCGACUGGACCACCUUCUGGGUCAAAAUCUGGAAAGGCCACCUCGAUAAGGCCAUUCAUGGCCAGGAGGCCAUCGAUCUGCUAAAAAAUAGCGAAAGCUCCAAGAAGCUAGCGGCGCCUUUCAACCAGCAGAUUGAGUGGACACCGGAGGGCUCUGUAUGCUACAUUGAUGAGAUGAAAUACUGGGUCCCCGUCCCAUUUUCCGGUACUGAGGCAACCCAGGACGCCCGCGUGACGCUGGCCGGUGACGCCGUUCAUCCGAUGCUGAUCUACCGCGGCCAAGGCUUCCAGCACGCCAUCACCGACGUUGACAACUACAUCAAAGCUCUGGUGGCUACGCGAGACGCAAACUGGGACGCAGGAAUGCGGCGGCGCGAGAUUGGCGCCUACAACGCCGAAGCCAUUGAACGCGGUGCCAAGGCCGUCAACCAGUCUGUCCAGGAGGCCGCUCUGUCUUUCGACGUUGAGAAGGUGAGCAAAAUGCUCAUGGCGCGACAGGGACAUGGCCGGUCAGCAUAA